UCCAUAAUCCGGUGUUGUUUCAUCCCGAUGGAACUCAAAACAUGGUGUGAAUAAUUUGGAGGAUGACAUGACGGAAUUCACAAGUCUCAACCAGUUUAUCAAAGAUCAUUUGAUUAAAUGAAUGAAAUAAAAACAAAAAGCAAUGCUGUUAGCACGCUGUCGGCUCUCAGGUUCAGCGAUCCUCACUCACCAGUUGUAUUUUGAGCGCGUCUAACGCGAGUUCUUGGCGCUCGCUGGACGCGGGAGUCCAGACGCUCCUUUUCGGGACCUGACCACAGGGGGGGGUCCAGACCCGUCCGGACUGCGGGUUCCCACACGUCCUUGUCCACUCGAAGACUCGCGCUCUGCUCACGUGCUUCUGCUCCACCCCCGAUAAUUAAUGAACGACCCCUCUGCUCUCGCCCUCUUUAAUAUUAAUUAUCGGGUCGCUCUCGAAUACAAUUUUCUUUUCGUCGUUGCUCUGCCUCUGGUGGAGCCCGAACAGAAGCGUUUCAGUCUGUCAGAGUGCGUUACAGCGAGAGAAAGAACCUGGGGACACCGUAGACGGAAUAAUAAUAGUCCGUGCUGGGUUGUCCAAUGGACUCCACAGUGCUACAAAAGGGACAAAUACAUGUCAUGUAAGAUGUAAGUUAUUUCUGGAUAUUCAUCAAACAAGAAUAAAAUGAUCUCUGUAUAAUGUUCUAUCAAAUGAUGCGUGUGAUUCUUCUGAUAAGUAUAAAUAUAACCCCAGUCACAUACAACCCCUGUUUUGCAUGUGACCGGGCAGAAUAUGAAAUAAAUGGACAGUGUUGUCCUAUGUGCUUUCCUGGAACUCGAGUGUACAGAGACUGUACAGCGCAAACUAGCACUUCCUGUGCCCCCUGUACUGGACCCACUUACACUGACAAACCAAAUGGUCUCACUCAGUGUACCUCGUGUACAGUAUGUGACCAAGGUUUUGGUUUAAAGACAGUGAAGGAGUGUUUAACCACUUCAAACACAGUGUGUGGAGUCCUGGAAGGGAACUAUUGUACAGAUUUUUCUGAAGGAGAAUGCAAGAAAGCAGAAAAACAUACAACCUGCAAACCUGGACAGUUCAUCAGACACCCAGGAACAGACUCUACUGACACUGUGUGUGAGGACUGCCCUGAAAACUCUUACUCCAAUGGAUCUUCUUCGUCCUGUACAUCACACACAGAUUGCGAGUCCAAAGGACUUCUCACGAUGAAACCAGGAGACAGUGUGUCUGAUUCUGAGUGUGGAGAGAAAAAACGGAAGUAUCUUAUAUUCCCA
Molecule: messenger RNA, 1272 nt
Organism: Scleropages formosus (Asian bonytongue)
Lineage: Eukaryota; Metazoa; Chordata; Actinopteri; Osteoglossiformes; Osteoglossidae
Product: tumor necrosis factor receptor superfamily member 14-like
Exons: 7
Biological process (GO): defense response to Gram-positive bacterium; defense response to Gram-negative bacterium; positive regulation of cytokine production involved in immune response
Cellular component (GO): membrane; external side of plasma membrane
Molecular function (GO): protein binding; transmembrane signaling receptor activity
Source: RefSeq, a predicted model, not a curated record